AUGCACACACUCUCCCGUGUACGAUUGACGCCCCUGGCCAUCCGAAGCCGGAGGUGCAUACGCCCUGGCAAACUCCGAUUCCCACACGCCCUCAAUGCCUUCGCCCGCCUCGCGACGACGUCCUCGAACUCUCGGAAACUUGAUCUGCCCGCCCUAGACAAGAAAUGGCAAGCGAAAUGGCAAACCGACGCGACUCUAACCCAAGUGAACCCCGAAAAGGGUGUCGAACCGAAGCCGCAAUCUUACAUCCUGUCGAUGUUUCCUUACCCGUCCGGUACGCUGCAUAUGGGCCAUCUGCGUGUAUACACGAUUUCCGAUGUGCUAUCGCGAUUCUACAAAAUGCGCGGGCAUGAUGUUCUACACCCAAUGGGGUGGGACGCGUUUGGAUUGCCGGCGGAAAAUGCGGCGAUUGAGAGGGGAGUUGAUCCGGCGGAGUGGACGGAGCAGAAUAUCGCGAAGAUGAAGGAGCAGCUGCGGAGAAUCUCUGCUUCAUUUGACUGGGAUAGGGAGCUGGCCACCUGUUCUCCAGAAUUCUACGAACAAACGCAGCGAAUUUUCUUGAUGCUCUACGAGAAGGGCCUGGCAUACCAAGCUGAAGCGCUUGUUAACUACGAUCCUGUUGACAAGACAGUUCUGGCGAAUGAACAGGUCGAUGCCAAUGGUUUCUCGUGGCGGUCUGGUGCCAAGGUGGAGAAAUUGAAUCUCAAACAAUGGUUUUUCCGAAUCACGGAAUUCAAGGAGAUGCUAUUGAAGGAUCUUGAUUCUCUUGCUGGCGGCUGGCCUGAGCGCGUGCUGUCAAUGCAACGGAACUGGCUGGGAAAGUCCCUAGGAGCUAAGGUUACCUUUCCGGUUACCAUCCAUGGUGACAAGGAAGUCAAUGUGUUCGUCUUCACGACGCGACCAGACACAUUGUAUGGUGUUGAAUACCUCGCCCUGUCGCUAAACCACCCUAUCGUGUUAGAGGCGGCCGAGAAAGACCCUUCUCUCCGGAAGUUCCUGGAUGAAGCAUCGUCGCUUCCGCCGGACUCCAAAACUGGCUACAUCCUCAAGGGUGUUGAGGCAUCUCAUCCUCUGCGGAAAAUUGACAAGGAGAGUCCUCAUUUGCAAAGGAAGUUACCAAUCUUCGCGGCACCAUAUGUGCUCAGUGACUAUGGUGAGGGUGCAGUGAUGGCUGUUCCUGGUCACGAUGCUAGGGACAUGUCUUUCUUCAAGGAGAACAUGAACCCCGACUCCGUUCCCAUUGUUAUUCAAUCAGAGCCGUCGAAGUUGCAAGGCAGUGAUCCAGCAGACUCGGUUAUUCCUGCACGUGACGCAACGGCCUUUACUCAGGAAGGUUUUCUCACCUCACGUUGCUGGAAGUAUCAAGGCCUGUCGUCCAAAGAGGCAGCAAAGCAGAUUGUCACCGACCUUAAGCAAGUGGGUCAGGCUGAGUUCCAGGAGACCUGGCGGUUGAGGGAUUGGUUGAUCAGUCGGCAACGGUAUUGGGGUGCACCUAUUCCAAUUAUUCACUGCGGCGACUGUGGCCCUGUCCCUGUUCCAGCAAAGGAUCUGCCCGUGAAGCUACCAAAGAUCGGCGGAGAAUGGCUGAAAGGCAAAAAAGGAAAUCCCCUGGAGUUCUCCGAGAAAUUCCUCCACACCAACUGCCCCAGUUGUGGAGGCUCAGCGAAACGUGAUACCGAUACCAUGGACACAUUUGUAGAUUCAUCCUGGUACUAUCUGCGCUUCUUGGACCCGAAGAACAAGGAGUCUCCUUUCUCGCCGGCUCUCGCACGCCCUGUGGAUGUCUACAUUGGUGGUGUCGAACACGCCAUUCUACAUUUGCUUUAUGCUCGGUUCAUCUACAAGUUCCUUGCUCGGUCUGAACUGUUCCCCGCAAUUUCUCAUGUUGAGAACCUGUCAGAACCUGCAGAACCCUUCAAGAUUCUUCUUUCUCAGGGCAUGGUGCACGGUAAGACUUUCACCGAGCCCUCUACCGGUCGAUUUUUGCACCCGUCCGCGGUGGAUAUCUCUAGUCCGGAUAAGCCCUUGAUCAAGGGCACUGAUAUCGCUCCUAACAUCUCUUUCGAGAAGAUGUCUAAGAGCAAACACAAUGGUGUUGAUCCAACAGAUUGCGCAAUUAAAUACGGAGCGGACGCUACCCGUGCACAGAUUCUAUUCUCCGCACCCGUCAGUGAAGUAUUGGAGUGGGACGAGGCCAAGAUUGUUGGUGUUGAGCGCUGGUUCGGUCGACUGUGGAAGUUUGUCAUCGAUACCCAGGAAACACUGGACAGCUCAUCUUUUGCCGUCUCCAUUGCUGAUUUAGAUGCAUCUCACGGUCACGCAGCUUCUCUCCCCUCUUCGCUAGAGGAAUUCAGUGAUUCUGACGCGGAUGCGAUCUUGGCAGCUCACAACACCAUAUCCUCGGUGACUUCCUGCAUCGAGAGCAAUCCUUACGGCCUCAACACAGUUAUCUCCGACUUGACAAAACUGACCAAUGCCCUCAUAUCGUCACCUCCCUCCUCACCACUUGCCCUCUACCUCUCCGUUUCCACUCUCCUCCGCCUCCUCUCACCAAUCGCCCCAGCACUAGCAUCCGAGUCAUGGGAAAUGCUGCACAAACCCCUCAUUCAAAAGGCCGACCCGACAGCCAAUGUACCUUCCAUCCAGGCCUCCUCCUGGCCUACGCCUCUUCUCUCUUCCCAGCAAGCCGAUGUCCUCUCUGCUCGCGGUGGCCAGACCGUUGCUAUCCAGAUCAAUGGAAAGAUGCGGUGUGUUAUUACUAUCCCGCGCAUGCUUUCCCCAACAACCUCCCCUCCCAAGGGGAAGAACUCUGGCCCGACGCAAGAGGAACAGGAGUGGAUAAUCAGCCGCGUGCUGGAAACCACCGAAGGCAAGCACUGGCUUCGAGAGAAGAACGAUUGGGAAAAGCGACGACGGGUGAUCGUCGUCAAGGGUGGUAAACUUGUGAACGUUGUAUUCUAA
Penicillium argentinense is the source of this 2961-nucleotide messenger RNA. RefSeq names its product leucine--tRNA ligase NAM2. Gene Ontology annotation, biological process: leucyl-tRNA aminoacylation; mitochondrial translation. The record is from RefSeq and is a predicted model, not a curated record. The transcript has 2 exons. Gene Ontology annotation, cellular component: mitochondrion. The coding region runs from base 1 to 2961 and encodes 986 amino acids. Gene Ontology annotation, molecular function: aminoacyl-tRNA deacylase activity; leucine-tRNA ligase activity; ATP binding. NCBI's taxonomy places the organism in Eukaryota, Fungi, Ascomycota, Eurotiomycetes, Eurotiales, Aspergillaceae.